ACAGCCAGUCGUCCAAUGAGAGUUGAGGAUGAUGCGACAUGCCAUCGCACUUCUCCGUCUGCUAGAAGCGUGAGGACCGUCUGGAGCGUAACGUGGGGCUGAGGAGUGAAAAUGGAUAGAAAAAAUGAAAAGAGUGAAGCCAAAGGGAAAGGAGGAAAUAAACCUCCUCAGUCCGACAAACCAGAGGGCUUUUUACAAGUAGAAAGAAUACCGAAUUUCAACCUCCUGCCCAAGAGCGUAAAGAGAAGAGUUUAUGCCCUAAAGAGGCUCCAGCUCCAGAGUGCCAACAUAGAGGCCAAGUUCUACGAAGAGGUCCAUGAGCUUGAGAGGAAGUAUGCUGGGCUUUACCAGCCUAUGUUUGACAAGAGACGGGAGAUUGUGACUGGUGCUGUCGAACCCACAGAUGAGGAAUGCGAGUGGCAAAGUGACAAGGAGGAAGAGGAGCUUGCUGCAGAUUUGCAGAAAAAAGCUGCUCUGGAGGAGAAGCAGGCCGAUUCAGCCAGCGCCGUCGAGCCGAAAGGAAUCCCGGAGUUCUGGCUCUCCAUCUUCAAACAUGUGGACAUGCUUGGAGAAAUGCUGCAGGAGCAUGAUGAGCCAAUCCUGAAACACUUGCAGGACAUCACUGUGAAAUUUUCUGAGCCUGGACAGCCAAUGAGUUUCACGUUAGAGUUCCACUUUGAGCCCAACAGCUUCUUCAGUAACUCGGUCCUCACUAAAGUCUACAAGAUGAAAUCAGAGCCGGACGCUGCAGAUCCGUUCUCUUUCGAGGGGCCGGAGAUCGUGGACUGUGAAGGUUGUAAGAUUGACUGGCAAAAAGGCAAAGAUGUGACCGUAAAAAUUGUUAAAAAGAAGCAGAAACACAAAGGAAGAGGGACCGUUCGGAUGGUCACCAAAGAGAUUCCACAAGAUUCAUUCUUCAACUUCUUCUCCCCGGUUAAAGCGACACCUGAUGGAAUGGAUGAAGACUUGGACUUCACUCUAGCUGCAGAUUUUGAGACCGGGCACUUCUUCCGGGAGAGGGUCAUUCCCAGAGCCGUGCUUUAUUUCACAGGAGAGGCCUUAGAAGACGACGAUAGUUUUGAAGAGGAGGAUCUUGAAGAGGGAGAGGAGGAGGACCUGGAUGAGGAAGGUGAAGAAGAGGAUGAGGGAGAUUUUAACACCACGGCAUAAUUCAUUUCUCACUUCAUGCAUUUCUAGAAAGACCCUCCUCCUGCAGAGUGCAAACAGCAGUAAGACUCGUGAACGGACAGCCACGGCACAACUCGGCUGUCCGUCGGACAAUUCGACGAUGUGGAUGCAGGCCUAAUUUCCUCGUGGACUCGCCACACUAAUGCAAUAGGAAACCAAACACUGUUUAGGAAAUGCAUGUUUGUUUAUUUCUCUACUGUGUACUUUUACACAAAUGACCUCCGUGUUCUCAUUCAUAA
Molecule: messenger RNA, 1427 nt
Organism: Rhinichthys klamathensis goyatoka
Lineage: Eukaryota; Metazoa; Chordata; Actinopteri; Cypriniformes; Leuciscidae
Gene: nap1l4a
Product: nucleosome assembly protein 1-like 4a
Exons: 15
Coding region: 112-1170 (352 amino acids)
Biological process (GO): nucleosome assembly
Cellular component (GO): chromatin; nucleus
Molecular function (GO): chromatin binding; histone binding
Source: RefSeq, a predicted model, not a curated record